AUGAUUAUACCUGACCGUUAUUGCGCAACCAAACCUGCGACUAACGAUGAAUUUUCGACUCCCAGCGGAGAUGACUUGAACCAACAAAGUUGUCUUCCUUUGAUGGCGAAAGACGAUGAUAAAAACCAGACUGUAUUGGAAAAUGAACGUUUGGAGAAUGAGUUGAGUCUGCUUCAAUCACAAUUGACAGACUCCUCAUCAAAGCUAAAAAUGUUUCAGAACGUACACGACGAGUUGGAAACUACAAAAAACGAACUCGAAGAAAAGAAACGUGAAAUUUCUGACAUAAAAGAGAUAAAUCUCCGCUUGACAAAUGACGAUUCGCAGUUCAGGCGAGAAAUAAAAGACAGGGAUAACCUUAUCGCAUCCAGUCAAGUGGAAUUGAAGAAAUUCCGUACUUCCUUUGAUGAACAAAAAUUGGACAAGGUGCACGACCAAUUGGCUACGAUCAACAAAUUAGCAGAAGAAUCGGCACAAUUAGCCGACGAACGACAAGUUGCAGUCGAUCUCCUUCAGUCGAAUAUAACUCAACUAAAAUCAGAGUUAACUGCAUUCGAGUCUCAAAUCGACGAGCUCAAGAAAGAAAAAUCCGUUCUGCUCUGCAAUGCCUCGACGUGGGAUGUCACCGAAAAACUUCUCAGAAACGAAAUCGUCCAUUUGAAAUCUACAAUAGGAACUCAGAAUGAGACCCUGUCAUCAACGAUGUCGGAGUUGGAGCGCAUCAAACAAGAUGACAGUUUUCUAAAAAUAAGCUUGGAAUCUGUCAAAGCUACGCUCACAGAAAAGGAGAGGGAAAAUAAAGAAUUAACGUCCCGUAAUUUGGACCUGGAAAGCGAUAAAUCUUUACUCGAGUUGAAUAAUGACAACCUAAAGAAGGAGACUGAAGAUUGCCGAGAAGAACUAGAGAGAUUAAAACAAGAGAAUCACAAACUUUUGGACACUCAAGAGGAAACUUUGUCUUCCGUGCAAAAAUCGACAAAGUUGGCCAAAGAGCAAGUGGAGGCGCUAUCGGGAGCUCUGGCUGCAAUGCAAGAAGCAACUAAACAUACCCAAAACGCAGCAAAAGCUACGAAAACCGAACGUGAAUCGUUGAACUCUGGGACGACCAAAACCAAAGGGGAAGACAAGGAAAAGGGAAAUUGGAUUAAAAAACUGAUUGCCAAGCGCAAGACCCGAGAGUAUGAAGAUGGAUACGCGAAUUUGAUGGAAACGACAGGGCUCCAAAUGGUAGAAAGGGCCAAAAUUUUGCAAGAUCAUGCGAACAACAUCAAAGCAGAAGGCAAAGCGCUGAAGAAGAAAGCUAAAACACUUCCAAAAUAA
This is a messenger RNA of Daphnia pulex (common water flea), 1320 nucleotides long. Its product is annotated as synaptonemal complex protein 1-like. Bases 1 to 1320 code for a protein of 439 amino acids. NCBI's taxonomy places the organism in Eukaryota, Metazoa, Arthropoda, Branchiopoda, Diplostraca, Daphniidae. The transcript has 2 exons. The record is from RefSeq and is a predicted model, not a curated record.